CAUAUUUAAAUAUUCAAUAUUCUUUCCCUUUUAUUCGUAGCAUCCACUCCAUAUAUCACUUCAUAUACCACUUUUAACGCCCUCAUUCCCUUUCUUCAAUUUUUAAUUUUCCCAGACGCCUCUUCCACAUCACCCAAUUAUUUUAUACAUCUUAAUGACUAUGACAAACCAAGACGAGUUGCAGACGCUCACGCGUACGCUCUGUCACACCCCGCACCGAGCUGUUCUUUUAAAAAAUGCGUUCCAAUUCCACUCUGACUUGGCUGGACGCAGAACCAACGGCUCUACGGUCACAGACCGCACAUUGUUUUCGGUGUGCGAGCCACGCACGCGCGUCGAUGUUCUGCAGCCACCCAACGACCCGUUUAUCUUGGACAACAUUUUCAAAUCACAAAAAAGCAAGCGUCGCGGUCUUUUAUCGUGGAACCCAAUGCCGUCGACGGAUACCUCGGGCCAUAUGGAGAGACCUGGAGGCUUGGCGCCCAUGUGGGACUUUUCAAGGCAAAUUCGCGCGCGAAACAGACGACGUAGCAUCCUGGGUAACAAGGUUAGCUUUACGUCUAUGCGUCGGCGGCGCCAAAAAUCGGAUGCUAGCAACUGCAGCGGUGGCAGUGUUGUGGGCGACCAUACGCGCAGCAUCAGUGACCCGGCAAGGGUCAGCCUUGUAGUAUCCCCAGCAGUGCUGGAGACACCUAGCGCCCUGCGCUCAUCCUUUUCUGUGUCCUCCACUUCUUUGAAUGACGGUUCGACCACCGAGGAGGAUUAUGACGGGUCAUCAGGCGCAUCCUCACCGAGGUCUUUGCCCUCGUCAACCGCCACGAUAAGCGGUCCGCCACACCUAACACCGCCACCAGCCACCGCGUACCGGCGUCUGGAACCAUUCCCAAAGCUUCGGCAUAACUCGAAUAUAAUGGAUUUUGAUUUCAGGCUCUCGGACAUGUUUUCCAACGAGGCCCUGUUUAAUGAAGACAAAGGCCGCUUCAGCUUGGGCAUUGCACUGAGCCACACUGCAACCAUCCCCAGCCGGCCGACCAAAUCACCAUACACCCCCGCUUGCAUCCAUCCGGUGGCGAGUGGGCACGUAGAAGUCCAACGGCCGGAGCCAGUUUUUCUUCGCACAAUCGACAGCCGCCUGCGCUCCCAGCGGUGCUUCUCGAUGCCGUGUGCGCCACCCAAGCCGGGUUUUCUCCUCAGCAAGAGGAAGACAGCGUCGCAGCUAAUUAUUGGGCACAGGCUUGAUGCCACUCCCGUAUUCAUGAUGCAGGUUACAUCGUGUGGGAUGACUUCUCCUCCAACUAAAACCAGAAAUGCCGAGCUGUCCAAAAUCGAGGGACCUGGGCAGUUGCCGCUCCCUUCUACUGCUUCCCUUACAAAUACCGCGUCCGUUUCUGCCUCCAAUCCAGAUAUCUCAGGAUCCUGCAUCAACUCAAGUGGCAAUAGCUCUACCGCCACUGCUGCGAGAGGCAGUAACGGCGGCUGGUUCAUCCCUGCAUCCAUCAGGUUAUUAAGGAAGCUUGCUGCUUGCGGACCCAUGCGGCGCAAGCGACCCUUGGUGACUGGUGAUUAAGCAAUCUGUAGAUUAGUUGAUUUUCUAUUUCAAACUGAGGCCAAAUCGAUUUUACUUUGCAAAAUUUUUGUUUUGCAAACCAACUUACAAAUAAAAAGAGAUUGCG
Kickxella alabastrina is the source of this 1673-nucleotide messenger RNA. RefSeq lists its product as uncharacterized. NCBI's taxonomy places the organism in Eukaryota, Fungi, Kickxellomycota, Kickxellomycetes, Kickxellales, Kickxellaceae. The record is from RefSeq and is a predicted model, not a curated record. The transcript has a single exon. The annotation marks the transcript as partial.